AUGGUAAGCGGCUCGAUACGAUCCUGCGACCGCGCAGCGAUGUGUGUGGACAAUUUUUCCAUGUUCUUCGGACAGCCGUGCUCCCUGGAGGUGGAGAUAGACUCGGACCCCGGCCGCCCCUUGGUGUUCGUGGACCCGCAGCAGAAGACAGACAAAUGCCCCGUCUUUUCGGAUGGCGAGGAGAUCAGCGGCACGGCCGUGAUCAGCCUCAAGCCCGGCAAGCAGUUCGACCACCAGGGCAUCAAGGUCGAGCUUAUCGGCCAGAGCGACACUCUGUACAACAAAACGGGGACGUACGAUUUCUUCACGAUGUCUCGUGACAUUGAGGCCUCCGGCAGCGUUAUAGAGAGCAAGAGCUACCGCUGGAAGUUCCCGCUCGUGGGGAUUGAGAACGAGACCUACUGGGGCGUGAACAUCCGCAUGUACUACUUCGUGCGCAUCACCAUAGUCAAGCCCUACGGCGGCAACAUCUGCAAGGAUGCCAUGUUUGCCGUGCAGAACGUGGGGAUCCCCCCGCAGAUCAACAACACGAUCAAGAUGGAGGUCGGCAUCGAGGACGCGCUGCAUAUCGAGUUCGAGUACAACAAAUCGGCCUACAACAUGCGCGACGUCAUCCUCGGGAAGGUAUACUUUUUGCUGGUGGCGCUGAGCAUCAAGUACAUGGAGGUGGCCAUACAGCGUGUGGAGACCAUCACACUGGGCCGUUCCGUGGUGAACGAGACGCAGACUGUGACGACGUUUGAGGUGAUGGACGGGUCGCCGGUGAAGGGCGAGUGCAUUCCCGUCCGCAUAUACUUGACGGGGCUGGACCUGUGCCCCACCUACAAGAACGUCCAGAACAAACUCACCGUCAAGCACUACAUCAACCUGCUGAUAGUGGACGAGGACGACAGGCGCUACUUCAAGAAGCAGGAGAUCGAGUUUUGGCGUGACCGCCUGGGCUGA
Messenger RNA from Babesia bigemina, 945 nucleotides. Its product is annotated as vacuolar protein sorting-associated protein 26 family protein, putative. NCBI's taxonomy places the organism in Eukaryota, Apicomplexa, Aconoidasida, Piroplasmida, Babesiidae. Gene Ontology annotation, biological process: intracellular protein transport; retrograde transport, endosome to Golgi. Gene Ontology annotation, cellular component: retromer complex; endosome. The record is from RefSeq and is a predicted model, not a curated record. The coding region runs from base 1 to 945 and encodes 314 amino acids. The transcript has 8 exons.